AAAAAGAAAACAGACAGCAGGUCCUCAUCAGCAAACAAGUUAAAUGACGGAGGUUAUAAAAUAUUCAUAAACUUUAAUCACGUAAAAAUAUAGAAGCAGGAAGUUUCAGUAAACUGGAAGUGUGAAGAUAUUCUGAUUAAUAUCAUUCUGUUGCGCCUGCAGAGGAGAGCGGACUCGUUUACGCUGAGAAACCUGAAAAAAAACUGGAAGGAACUUCUGACCUUCAAAUCUCCUUCAGAAUCACAACAACAACAACAACAACAACAACAACAACAACAACAACAACAACAACAACAUGCCUGAAGUCGACGUAACGUACGCUGACGUGAAGUUCACAACGCCGAAGUCCAGAGGUGAUGUUGCAGCAGAGGACGUCACCUACUCUGAGGUGAAGAUCUCUAACAAACAGCAAUCAGCAAACAUCCAACAGUCUGGGUCCAGCAGGAGGUCAAAGGUCACCCCAGAGUGUCUGGUUCUGCUGGCUCUCGUUGUUCUGUUGGCAGCGGCUCUCAUCGCUCUCGGAGUCACCUUCAUUCAGACCAGUCAGACUCCACAAACCCUGAAAGAAGACCAAGAAAAUCUGAGGAAAAAUCUUUCAGAUAUAAAACCUGGGAGUACAACUUCUGCACCAACAUGUCCAACAUGUCCAUCCUGUCCUCCACCUCCUGCAGUAAAAAAUCUGACAUGUCUGAAGUGUGAACCAGGCUGGGAGAAACAUGGAGGAAACUGUUAUUAUUUCUCCACCACUAAAUCCUCCUGGAUUAACAGCAGAAGUUCCUGCGUUGAUCGUGGAUCAGACCUGGUGAAGAUCGACAGCAGAGAGGAGCAGACGUUCCUGGAUGGCAGACUGAAAGACUUGAUGGAGAAAGAUGAGGACAAGUUCUGGAUCGGACUGACGGACUCGGUGGAAGAAGGAAAAUGGUUCUGGGUGGACGGAUCUCCUCUGGAUGAAAGUUUGAGAUUUUGGUGUCAGAAUCAGCCUGAUGACUGGAAACAAGAGAAUCCAGCUGGAGAAGAUUGUGUGAGGAUGGGAGAGAAAGGAGGAACUCGGACAUGUUGGCUUGAUAAAACCUGCAAUGCUUCUCAUAAUUGUAUCUGUGAGAAACCAGCAGCUCCACGUUAUCCCUGUGUCUGAAGUUCAGCUCAGUCUAUAAAACAAUCUGAGAACAGAACCAAGAACCUGCAGACAUUCUGGUUCUCUAAACAUCUAAACUUUUCUUCCAGCUUCAUUGAAAGAUGAAAUUAAUCUUUUUAAUCAUUAUUUCUAUCAGCUUUAGUUGUUUUCUGCUCUGCAGCAACAAACCACCAAGAGAAAAACUCAGAAACUGAGUUACAAACAGGAACCUGGAAGAACCUGCAGCAGAACUUUUCCAUCAGUUUAACAGAGGAUUUAUUUCUGCUUCUGGUUCUAACGGUUCUGGAUCCCACAUGUGACUCGGGUCAGAACAUUUCUGAGGCUCUGCAGCUUCUGAUGAUCCAUCAUAGAGAGCAGAACAUGUGGAAAACCAGAACCUCUCUACUGGUUUGACUGGUUCAGAUCCUCCUUACCAGCAGCUAAAACUGAAUCAGUUCAUGUUCACAGUUCACCUCCUGGACAUCUGGAACUAAAACUCCCAACAUAAAGUAGUUCCUGUUGUUUCAUUAGUUUAUGUUGCAUAUGAAGCUUUGCAUGAUGUCGUAUGGAUGAUGGUUUCUGCAUCAUGACUCAUCAUGUUUCCAUGUAGAAAAUAAAGAUCAGAUCCUCCAUCAGAGCUCCAGCUUUCAGGUUAUCAGCUCAAAGCAGCAGCUGUUCAUGUAGCCGUCAGGAUCAUGAAUAAACUUUUCAA
Gambusia affinis (western mosquitofish) is the source of this 1826-nucleotide messenger RNA. RefSeq names its product CD209 antigen-like protein E. The transcript has 10 exons. The coding region runs from base 296 to 1135 and encodes 279 amino acids. The record is from RefSeq and is a predicted model, not a curated record. NCBI's taxonomy places the organism in Eukaryota, Metazoa, Chordata, Actinopteri, Cyprinodontiformes, Poeciliidae.